Molecule: messenger RNA, 778 nt
Organism: Protopterus annectens (West African lungfish)
Lineage: Eukaryota; Metazoa; Chordata; Ceratodontiformes; Protopteridae
Exons: 1
Coding region: 289-690 (133 amino acids)
Source: RefSeq, a predicted model, not a curated record
GAUUCGUUGUGUUUUGGAAGCGGUUGCGAAAAGAACUUGCCAGUACCGUUAUCCGUCUCGUUAUUAUCAGAUCCCAAACAGGAGCACGUUUGCCUGAUAUUUUCAAGUUUGAGAGGAAGAAUUUUUUAUUGUCCUUUUUCGAAAAUUGCCGACAAGUUAAAUCUUUUUAUCAAACUGUUGUCUCCUGUUGAAAGAAUUUUUUAAAGUGCGGUAACUUUUGCCUUAAACCUCUGAAAUUUUGCAGAGGAGCUGGACACUUGUAAAGGUUACAGGAAAGGGUACCUUAAAAUGUCAGUGAAACAGGCUGAAGUUCUGGGCAUUUGCAGCACAUAUCAGUCAGUAAUGCCUCAUUUCGUGUGCAUUGCCGAGGAGGAGUACCCCAAGCCCCUGCCUCCCAUGAAGGUACCCCGGGGUCGUGGUAAAAUCAGACGGCCAAGGCAGUCGAGGUUCAAGACCCAGCCUGUCACGUUUGAUGAGAUCCAGGAGGUAGAGGAAGAAGGUGUGUCCCCCACAGACGAGGAGAAAGCGAGCAAGUCCUUCCUGAUGUCGUUGGAGUGCCUGCGGAGGAGCACCCAGAGCCUGAGCUUGGAGAGGGGUCCCCAGGGCAGCAGCGCCAGUAGCCAGUGGCGCCGUUGUAGCAGCAAACUGCACAGUAGUUUGGAUUCCAGUGAUUCGGACUCCCAGUAUUGAAAGAUUCCUUCCUGGACAUGGAAAGCAGCCCUGAGCCUGCAAGGGCUAAACUAGUCUUAAAAGGACCGUCUCCCACUCUAGCAGGGAG